This is a messenger RNA of Ostrea edulis (European flat oyster), 2281 nucleotides long. RefSeq names its product annexin A11-like. Bases 1004 to 1945 code for a protein of 313 amino acids. Lineage: Eukaryota; Metazoa; Mollusca; Bivalvia; Ostreida; Ostreidae. The transcript is spliced from 9 exons. The record is from RefSeq and is a predicted model, not a curated record. Gene Ontology annotation, molecular function: calcium ion binding; calcium-dependent phospholipid binding. Gene Ontology annotation, cellular component: cytoplasm.
UAUAUACAUGUACUUGUGUCUUUAAGUGACGAUUAUGAUGGAUAAUACAUACAUAUAUACACAUGUUUGUCUAUUCUGGACUCUGAAUUAGAAAUAUUUAAAGUAUUCUAUCAUAUUCUAUUCUAUAUACACACAUAUAUAAACACAUCCAAAUUACAGUUCUUAUUCAUAAUUAAUACGCAUAGACAAACUUAUAUGUAAACUCAAACUUUGUCAUUAUAUUAAGCCUAAUGAUACUUUUGUUUGUAUUUAUACAUUUUUUCUAGCAUGCCCGUAUUGAUCAAAAUAGCGUUUAUUGUAUAUUUGCUGUAAUCAAAUUUAUUACAUUAUUAUUAUUAUUAUUUUAGCAUAUAAAUAAUUUUUUAAAAAUUACAUUUGUUUGAACUGGUGAAUAAGAAUAUAACAAAUAUUAUUUCUGUUCCGUAUAUUGGGGAUAAGCUACCUGUAAUGAAUACAGAAAUUUUAAGUGAAGUGAAUGAGACAUAAUGUGGUGACAAAGUCUCUGUUACUUACAUGUAGAGGUAGAGAGAUAACAGUUCUCAUAUUUGAUCAAACAUCCAUGAAUAGUUUACCUAUAUUUCCCUCCGCACCCUUUGUCCUUCAGUGCCACCCCCGCAUCCAUGUCCUAACUCCUAGACAUAUAUAAGCCCCUCCUCCCUGGUUUUCAUUUAAAAGGAAUGCACUUCGAUGUCAAAAUGUAUAUAGUAUAAAGUUUUCAACUAUUCCUGUCUUACCUGAUCGCCUCUGUAUCUAUUUAUACGUCCCCGAUUUAAAAAAAAAAAUGUUAGUUUAUAUUACCAUAAAGAUUGAUAGGCGUUACUUGCGCAUUCUACAGCCUACGCACGAGCAUCAAUGAAUUUCUCUAUAUGAAUCACUUAUUAUCACGUGACUUUUUACCUGCCAACUCAGGUAUUCUUGACUCGCUUGGAAAGGGAGGGGCAUUCCAUCACAUUUAGAAGCCGGCAGAGGAACACGGUAGAAAAACUUCAGCAAUACUCACAAAAUGACGGGGACAGUCUAUCCAGCAGACGACUUCGAUGCCGAGGCGGCAGCUGCGGGGAUGCGUGAGGCCAUGACUGGGUUUGGUACAAGCGAAGAAGCCAUCAUAUCAAUAUUAGUGAAUCAUUCGUUUCAACAGAGACAAGAGAUUGCAACAGCAUUCAAAACGGCAUACGGAAAGGACCUAAUUGAGGAUCUUAAGGAUGAAUUGGGAGGAAACUUUGAGGAUGUGUGUGUUAUGAUGUUGGCCACCCCCAGACAGACAGACGCCCGCGAACUGAACAAAGCUAUCAAGGGAGCCGGCACAGAUGAAUCUGUCUUAGUAGAAAUCAUGGCGUCCCGAACCAACGAGGAGUUGGCAGAAAUUAAAGAAAUCUACGAAAAAGAAUUUGAGACCACAUUAGAGGAAGACCUCCAGUGUGACACCAGCGGUUAUUUUGGUCGUCUGAUGGUGGCGCUGUGUGCUAAUGGGCGGGAACCGAGCGAAGGCUGGGAUAUGGCGGAGGCGGAGGAAUCUGCAGAAAAACUGUAUGAGGCUGGAGCUGGAAGUCUGGGUACCGAGGAAGCGGAAAUCAAUGCCAUUUUGUGUAUAAAGAGCUAUGACCAACUUAGAGCAAUAUUUCAUAAAUAUGAUGAAUUAAAGGGCAACUCUCUGGAAGAUGACAUUUCAAGUGAAACCAGUGGGUCCUUGAAGGACGGAUUUCUUGCCAUAGUUGAGGUAGCUAGAUACAAACCCCGAUUCUUUGCCAAGAAGUUAAAGGACACCAUGGCGGGGCUGGGAACCAGCGAUGACGAUCUUAUCCGAAUUAUCGUAACCAGAAGCGAGGACGACUUGGAAGAGAUUAAGGAAGAAUAUCAGGCACUCUAUGAGAAGUCUCUGGCCGACGAUGUCUCGGACGAGUGCUCAGGAGACUACAAGAGCAUGCUCCUGGCUAUCAUCAAGUAAACAGGAAACGGCGGGAAAAUGAUGUGGUUUUCUCUCUCCAAUUAAUGCAAUAGUAUACAUGAAUUGAGUCUUAUUUUGUAUUACACUGCAUUAUCAAACCAAAGUCUGUACAUUCACGAACGUUUAUACAUAUCAAGUUUCUGUGACGGCUAACUUACAGUCGUGCUUAUGCGAGAAACGAUAUCGUUUACACAUUUGUAGGUCGACUUUGUCAUAAUUUACUAAUAUGUGCAAUUUAUUGAAAGAAAGUUGCAGUCAAUAAAACUGGGACUUACUGGUACAUGGUGUGACAUUUAAAAAAAAGUUGUUUUGAAUAUAAAAAUGUAUUUACAUUUC